This is a messenger RNA of Truncatella angustata, 761 nucleotides long. RefSeq lists its product as uncharacterized. The record is from RefSeq and is a predicted model, not a curated record. The annotation marks the transcript as partial. NCBI's taxonomy places the organism in Eukaryota, Fungi, Ascomycota, Sordariomycetes, Amphisphaeriales, Sporocadaceae. The transcript is spliced from 2 exons.
AUGGCUAGUUCAGAGUCCCUUCGCUGUGUUCCGUUGUCAGCAUGCUCCCACUUCUUCACUCCGGGCGUUCGCCCUGCGGAUGAGGCGUCACAACUGGGCGCAGCCACGGGCUGGGUGUAUCAGUUCAUGAAGCUUCUUCCGGAGGAUCAACAUACUCGUCGCCUGCUCCUUGACCAGUAUGGGCUGUAUGCCCAGCUUUCUGCGCUGAUCCUCUUCUUCCUGGCCGUGAUGUUGAGGCUGGCACUGCAGUCCUUGGGGAGGAUGGUGCCGAGGCGGGCGUUGUCCGAUGCCGAAUCGAUGCCGAGAUCGCCCGGUAUCCCGAAGCAUUAUUUUCAUCGAUCCCGAUUGUCGGCUAGGUUGUGCCGCCUCCAAUGGUGGAUGGACGAAAACAUUAAAUGCUUCGGCACCAGCAUUGGCCAGAGAGACGAGUUGGUCUUGAGCGUUCUCUGGACAGGUUGGCUGUUGUUCUUGUGCCUUCACCGUACUGGAAGCGACUACCACCAUUUAGCAAGACGAUUCGGCAUUAUUGGCGUCUCCCAAUUCCCUAUCCAGUACCUACUGGCCACAAAACGCUUCAAUCCCAUCGCGUUAGCUCUGGGCGCAUCUCACGAACGUAUCAGUCGCUGGCAUAGAGCCCUCGGCUGGACCAGCUCCUCCUUCCUUGCUGCCCACGGCCUGCUCUACAUGAACUUCUACAUCCAGGUCGGUGGCCUCGGAGCCGCCUUAUUCCGUCCCGUGCCUGUGCUCGGCAUGCUGGCACU